Messenger RNA from Penicillium canariense, 2772 nucleotides. Its product is annotated as ATP-dependent RNA helicase DBP10. NCBI's taxonomy places the organism in Eukaryota, Fungi, Ascomycota, Eurotiomycetes, Eurotiales, Aspergillaceae. The coding region runs from base 1 to 2772 and encodes 923 amino acids. Gene Ontology annotation, cellular component: nucleus. Gene Ontology annotation, molecular function: ATP binding; RNA helicase activity; RNA binding. The transcript has a single exon. The record is from RefSeq and is a predicted model, not a curated record.
AUGCCUCGUCGCGCAGCUUCUCCGGCUAUGUCGGAGAACGAAUUUGAUAUUACAAGUGCGCUUUUCGAAAAUGACAAUGAUUCUGACGCCGGCAGCCAUCCGGUGCGACAGAAACCCAUUCCCGCGCAAGACCUUGAUUUUCUUGGCGCCGACGAUGAUGGGGAUGCGGCCUUUAUUGCGACACAGCAGGCGUCGGCCAACCGAAAAGGAUCAAAUCUCAAGGGUCGUACGGUCAAAAAAGGUGGCGGCUUCCAGGUCAUGGGCCUGAAUGGCGGCCUCCUCAAGGCCAUCGCCCGCAAAGGAUUUUCCGUCCCAACCCCCAUUCAGCGAAAGACGAUUCCGGUGAUCAUGGACGACAAGGAUGUGGUCGGCAUGGCUCGAACUGGUUCCGGAAAGACUGCAGCCUUCGUUAUUCCCAUGAUUGAGAAAUUGAAGAGCCACAGCUCCAUGUUUGGUGCUCGCGCUCUAAUUAUGUCGCCCUCCCGCGAACUUGCUUUGCAGACGAUGAAGGUUGUUAAGGAAAUGGGACGUGGAACAGACCUGAGAUCGGUGUUGCUUGUUGGUGGUGAUAGUCUGGAGGACCAGUUCGGCAUGAUGGCCGGCAACCCCGACAUUGUGAUUGCGACACCCGGUCGAUUCUUGCAUCUGAAGGUUGAGAUGGACUUGGAUCUGUCAAGUAUCCGGUAUGUGGUUUUUGACGAGGCCGAUCGACUUUUCGAGAUGGGUUUCGCCGCGCAAUUGACGGAAAUUCUGCACGGCCUGCCGUCCGCCCGGCAAACACUCCUGUUCUCUGCUACCCUUCCAAAAUCGCUUGUGGAAUUCGCACGUGCCGGUCUACAAGAACCUUGCCUUGUGCGCCUCGAUACCGAGAGCAAGAUUUCUCCCGACCUUCAAAACGCCUUCUUUGCAGUCAAGUCGUCCGACAAGGAGGGCGCUCUGCUUCAUAUUCUGCAUAACGUCAUCAAAAUGCCUACCGGCCCAACUGAAGUCACGGCAAAGUUCAACGCCGAAGGCCCUCGCUACGGGAACAACAAGCGCAAGAGAUCAGAGGUCGAGAAACGUGGCAACUACAAAGAGUCGCCCACCAAGCACUCGACCAUUGUGUUUGCUGCGACGAAGCAUCACGUCGACUACCUUUACUCUCUCUUGAUCGAAGCGGGCUUUGCCACGUCCUAUGCCUAUGGCAGUCUUGAUCAGACUGCACGGAAAAUCCAAGUCCAGAACUUCAGGCAGGGUAUCUCUAAUAUUCUCGUCGUCACCGACGUGGCAGCCCGUGGUAUUGAUAUCCCGGUCCUUGCUAACGUUAUCAACUACGACUUCCCUUCCCAGCCAAAGAUUUUUGUUCACCGUGUUGGUCGUACCGCCCGUGCCGGCCAGACUGGAUGGAGUUACAGCCUUGUUCGCGACGCGGAUGCACCAUACCUGCUCGAUCUCCAACUUUUCCUUGGUCGACGACUGGUUUUGGGCCGCCAAUUUGGAGCCCAAGUCAACUAUGCCGAGGACGUUAUUGUGGGCUCCAUUCCCCGCGAUCCCUUAUCUCAGAGCUGCGAAUGGGUCAACAAGGUCUUAAAAGAGGUUACCGAUAUUGCUUCGCAACGCCAGGUGUCUGUUAGAGGUGAAAAGCUCUAUAUGCGCACUCGAAACGCCGCAUCUGUGGAGAGCGCGAAGCGAGCCAAGAAGGUCACAUCCUCCGAGGACUGGUCUACGAUCCACCCAUUAUUCAACGAUGAGGAGAGCCAUAUGGAAGCGGAACGCGAAAAGAUGCUCGCCCGUAUUGGUGGCUUCCGGCCCUCGGAGACCGUUUUCGAGGUCCACAAUCGACGUGGUGGCAAGCCCGAAGGCGGCGAGGCUAUCGACACAAUCAAACGGAUCCGCGCCUCGCUCGAUAAGAAGAAGCACCGGGCGCAGGCUAAGGAGCAGUCUGAGCUGGCCGAACUAGGAAUCAGUGUUGGCCAAGCGGCAGGAGACGGUGAUAUUCACGAGGAUGAUGACAUUCCUGACGAAGCGGGCGACAACAUGUCUGAGGCUUCCGAGUCCGAGCUGGAAGUCACUUUCUCGGCCUAUAACCAGAGGGACAGUCAAAGUGGCAAGUCCAACGGGGUAUCGGCCACCUCAUUCCAGAACCCGGACUACUUCAUGGGCUACACUCCCGCCAACCACAACAGUGCUGAGGACCGGGCCUACGGUGUCCACUCUGGCACCAACUCGAACUUCGCACAUGACUCGCGCACCGCGACCAUGGACCUCAAUGGCGACGAAGGUCAGAAAAACUUUGGCGAGCAACGAUCCAUCAUGCGCUGGGAUAAACGACACAAGAAGUAUGUCGCUCGCCAGAACGACGAAGACGGGUCUAAGGGUGACCGUCUCGUCCGCGGCGAGAGCGGUGCCAAAAUCUCUGCCAGCUUCCGCAGUGGACGAUUCCAAAACUGGAAGAAGGGCAAGCGCAUGAGCAAACUGCCGCGCGUGGGUGAGGCUGAGACCCCCGGUCUCUCAACAGGAUCCGGCAUGCCUGGCGGGCAAGGGCAAGGGCACGGUGGCCGAUUCCGUCACAACAGGCAGCAGGCCCCCAAGCGGGCCGACCCGUUGCGGUAUGACUACGAGAAACAGAAGAAGAAGAAUGACACGGCUCGGGAGCGCCAGCAAUCCCAGGCUGGUGGCGCGGCGGCGGGCGGCAAGAGCGAGAUUCGCUCAACUGAGGACAUCCGGAAGGCACGGAAGCUGCAGCAGAGACGGCGCGACAAGAACGCGCGCCCGUCGAAGAAGAGGCAUUGA